UGUGAGACGUGAAUCAGUGUAGUACAAUUUUAACGAUAUACAUUUCAAUAAUAUAAUUCCUGGGAAAAAGUACUUUACACAGCUAUUAUACAAAAUAUACGAAACAGUAUUUAUAUAAGAUCAUUAUGCGAAACUUAUUAUUAUUUAUUUUCGUUCGAGUGUUUUGAUAAUGAGAAGAAAGACAGAAAUUUCAAAGAAUAUCUCAGAUUAAAUAAACAACACUUGUUACGUGCUGUCAAGCUGUCUGAAUUCAAAUUGUUCCUAUUCAUACGUUUGAUUAAUUUGAACGAGCCUUUAUAUUAGAUGUUAUUCUUAUCUUCAAUUUUUUAACCUCUUCCUAACGGAAGACGAAAUAUCUCGCAACGCAAUGUCGUUCGUGAUACACUUUGGACGAGAUAUGUUGCAACGUAAAAUCAUUUGUGUGAUGUUUUGUACGAGAUACCUGUUUCGCGAUGCAUUAUUGGAUACUGCGUGAUGAGAGUCGAUAAAGAAGGAGAUGACAAUGUCGCAUUCGGUAACCAUUAGAACUCAAACGGUAACGAGCGGUUCCACAUCAGUUAACAUCAAUACCGGUUAUUUAAAAUCCUUUGGCGGUCUAUUUAAAUUGUUUGAAGUGGCACUUGGAGUUGUGUGCGUGGCAAUAGUAGCGAACAACUAUGACAGCUACGUAUACACCGCAGAACUAUUCUUCCUCCUAAUAACAACGACAUUUUUGAUCGGUACCUUUAUUUUGCUUCUAAGUUGCUUAGCUUCCCUUACAACGUCCACUAUCAUUGCGAAGACUGUUUAUGAACUUCUUUAUCACUCUAUAGCAUUUGGAUUAUAUUUAGCUGCGUCUUUAACAUACGUUGUGCAUGUGAGUAAUAACGUGAAAGGCCGAAGAGGAUACGAAGUAUUAAUGGCAGCGGCAAUUUGUGGCCUUGUAAAUUCAGCGCUAUAUUUUCUCAGUACGAUCGUUGCUCUUCGCACGUACAGAAUACAUUAACAGUGCCUUGUAACAAGAAUUCGGACAAGUUUUGAAAUCAUAUAUUCAGCUAUCGUGUUUCAUAUAUUUCGCAAACCAUCGAGUCGGGCAUUGUUCAAUUAUAUAACGCGACACGCCUUUUUAUACACUGUUUUCAAAUUUAAUAAAAGAUAUUUUUUUGUAUGGUA
Messenger RNA from Bombus huntii, 1152 nucleotides. RefSeq lists its product as uncharacterized. The transcript is spliced from 5 exons. Gene Ontology annotation, cellular component: membrane. The record is from RefSeq and is a predicted model, not a curated record. NCBI's taxonomy places the organism in Eukaryota, Metazoa, Arthropoda, Insecta, Hymenoptera, Apidae. The coding region runs from base 497 to 985 and encodes 162 amino acids.